AUGAGGUGGAUGGUGAUAAUUGUUCGUGGCCCCGAAAACGGCAGUAAGCCAAAGGCUCAGCAGGGUGAAGGGCGAGGCGCUGGGUGGGCUCGGGAUGAGUUUGAAGUCCUCUUCAAGCAGCCAGCAGAAAUUGUCAACCAGUACCUCACGGACCCCAAAUUUGUGGAGGAGACACUACACCUGGCAGGCAUCCAGCCUUUGGAAGUGUUGCAGACUGUGCACCGUAGUCUGGUGUUGCAUUGGCCACAGACCUGGGCUGACUGUGUGACCUGGGCCUACCACCACUGGCACUCCCAGUAUUCAGACAACAUCCGGCAGUUGCUGCACAGCUUCCCUCCAGACCGGCUAACAAGCUCGGGAGCACUGUUCUGGUCUGGGCCCAAACGCUGUCCACAUCCACUCACCUUUGAUGUCAACAAUCCCCUCCAUCUGGACUAUGUGAUGGCUGCUGCCAACCUGUUUGCCCAGACGUAUGGACUGACGGGGUCUCAGGACAGAGCUGCAGUGACCACCCACCUGCAGUCUCUGCAGGCCCCCAUGGAUCCUGGUAUCAGGAUCCAUGCUUCUGACCAGGAGCUGCAGGGCACCAGUGCUUCUGUCGGUGACGAUUACCUGGAGAAAAUCAGAGCUAAGCUUCCGAGUCCAGAAGCUAAGCUUCGUGGAUUCAAGAUGUACCCCAUUGACUUUGAAAAGGAUAACGACAGAAACUUCCACAUGGAUUUCAUUGUGGCUGCAUCCAACCUCCGUGCAGAGAACUAUGGCAUUUCCCCUGCAGACCGACAUAAGAGCAAGCUGAUUGCAGGGAAGAUCAUCCCAGCCAUCGCAACAGCCACAGCUGCUGUGGUAGGCCUUGUGUGUCUGGAGUUAUACAAGGUGGUUCAGGGACACCAAAAGCUUGAGUCCUAUAAAAACAGUUUCAUCAACUUGGCUCUGCCCUUCUUCAGCUUCUCUGAGCCCGUUGCCCCACCCCAUCACAAGUACUAUAACCAGGAGUGGACAUUGUGGGAUCGCUUUGAUGUACAGGGACUGCAGUCUAAUGGUGAGGAGAUGACACUCAGGCAGUUCCUAGACUACUUUAAGACAGAGCACAAACUGGAAAUCACAGUGCUGUCUCAGGGUGUGUGCAUUCUCUAUUCCAUCUUUAUGCCGGCUGCCAAGCUCAAGGAACGAUUGGAUCAGCCGUGAGUUGGCAGCUGGGCUGGUGGGAAGAGGCCUUGUAUGGGACCCUCAGCUUCCAGUAACUGCUUUUACUAGCCUGCCUCACUGUAAUAUUAGGUGCACAUUUAGGUUUCUCUUAACUAACAAGUGGUUUAUCAGGAUGAUUCCUGUAUGUGUAUUGAACGUAUUAUAAGCAGGUUUGGACAUUGUGGGAUCAGUUUUAUGUAAAAGGACUGCAGUCCAGUAGUGAAGAGAUGAAUCUCUAAUGGUGAGGAUGUGACCUUCAAGACAGAUGGCCCUACCUCCCUUCUGGAGAUAGUGGUUGCUAAGAUGAUUUUGCACUGUCCAUCUCACUGACAUUGUUGUUCCCCUCCUUUCACCUCUUCUCUAUGCAGAGCACAACUGGAGGUCACUAUGCUGCCCCAGGGUGUGUCCAUUCUCUGUCCAUUUUUAUGCCAGUUGCCAAGCUUAAGGAGUGAUUGAAUCAGCAGUGGGGCUGUCAACUGAGUGGGUGAGAAGGAGCCUUCUGUCGGAUCUUUGCCUUCCAGCGAUAGCCCUCAAAAUUGUCUUUCUGCCUUCUUUUCCCCACCUGUCCUUCCUAACUUGCUUUCUUCCUUCUUGAUCCUCAGGAUGACAGUGAUUGUGAAUUUGUGUCAAAACAAAAAUUGGGCAGAUGUACCUAUACUUGAGCUGAAUUGCAACAGUAAGUGUAAAGGGAAUGUCGAGUUCCUUAUGUGCAAUACAUCAUCUACUGGGGUCCAUGGCUACAACUUUAUCUCAAACCCCAGUAGUCUAUUUGCAGAUCCCUUCUAGUUCUAAUAAAAGCUGAGUCCAGCCAGGUGCAUAUGCCUUGUUCCUAAGAGUGUUACUGGUGCUGCUUUCUAUUUUCUGUAGAACUGAAAUUUGUAAUAGUUACCUAGAUAUGAUUUUGGCAAAGACCAGUGGUGUGCUGUCACUGGGAGGGAGUGGGCGCCUGUAAUUCACUAAGUUAUGGUAAUAAUUAAUCCAAAAGGUCCAGCUUCCAGCAACAGAAUGGAAGUUGCCCCAAAUCCAAGGUUAUAGGACAAAGAAGAUUAAACGUGACUGCACACAUAAAUGUGGAAGAAGCUAAAUUUUCUUCUUUCCCUUUCUGACCAGACAGGAAUGAAAGCACCAGUAGUUCCACACUUGCCCAAAGUAAUAGCCCAAAUAAUAUCCCACUUUUUCUAUCUUUCCUACUGUACCCCAUAAUGAUUUUUAUGUGGAAUUUAUUUUUUAUUUUGUGCUAGUUGGAGGUACAUGUGGCAUUUACAAAAGUUCUUACAAUAUAUUAUACUUGCAUUCACCUCUCCAUCCUUCUCCUUUAUCCCCUCAUUCCUGGAAUAAUUUCAAUAGACAUCGUUUUUCCAGUGACCUACAUGUGUACACUGUAUUUGCACCAUAUUCACCUUCCUGCACUCUUUCCCCACAUCCUCCCACAUACACCCUGCCACAAACACCUCCAGGCAGGAUCUGUUCUGCCCUCGUGUUUUAUCUGAUUUUAUGAAAGAAAACAAUGACAUUUUUGCCUGUUUUUAAGAUAGCUACAUAGGAGGUUUCUUUGUGGCACUAGUAUGUAUAUAUGAAUUAUAGCCCAUAUUGGUUCAUCUCCUUUAUUUUUCUUUUUUCUACCCCAGUCCCUUUGUUAUGGUGGUUUCAGUUGACUUAAAAAAUUCUAUAUUCAUUCUUGUAUAGAGAGUACAUCAUUUAUAUUCACCUUCUUAAUUUCCUUCUUUUACCUUUCCUUUCUCAUAUGUG
Messenger RNA from Castor canadensis (American beaver), 2934 nucleotides. Lineage: Eukaryota; Metazoa; Chordata; Mammalia; Rodentia; Castoridae. The record is from RefSeq and is a predicted model, not a curated record.